GUGCGGCCGCGCCAUGGCCUGGUGCGGGGCCCCUCGGGCAGCGCGGCUGCUGCCGCUAUCGCUGCGGUGCGCGGCGGGACGGCGCCGCAUCGCCUCCUGCAUUGACCCAUCCGCUGGGCUCACUGAGGAGCAGAAGGAAUUCCAGAGCGUUGCCCUAGAUUUUGCUGCCAAGGAGAUGGCUCCUCACAUGGCUGAGUGGGAUGAGAAGGAGAUCUUCCCCGUGGACACAAUGCGGAAGGCAGCCCAGCUGGGGUUUGGUGGGAUCUACGUGAACCCAGACGUCGGUGGCUCUGGAUUGUCACGACUGGAUACCUCCAUAAUCUUUGAAGCGCUCUCAACGGGGUGUACCAGCACCACUGCUUAUAUGAGCAUCCACAACAUGUGUGUUUGGAUGAUCGACACCUUUGGCAGCGAGGAGCAGAGGCGCCGGUUCUGCCCGUCCCUCUGCAGCAUGGAACAGUUUGCUUCUUACUGCCUGACCGAGCCAGGAAGCGGGAGUGAUGCAGCUUCCCUGCUGACCUCAGCGCAGAGGAAAGGGGACUCCUACGUCCUGAAUGGCUCCAAGGCCUUCAUCAGCGGAGGGGGGGACACGGAUGUCUACCUGGUGAUGUGUCGCACCGGAGGCCCAGGCCCCAAGGGCAUCUCCUGCAUGGUGCUGGAGAAGGGAACACCAGGGCUCAGCUUUGGGAAGAAAGAGAGGAAGGUGGGCUGGAAUUCCCAGCCAACUCGGGCUGUGAUCCUUGAGGACUGCGUGGUUCCUGUCAGCAACCGCCUGGGAGCCGAAGGGCAGGGCUUCAGCAUCGCCAUGAAGGGCCUCAAUGGAGGCAGGAUAAACAUCGCUUCUUGUUCGUUAGGAGCUGCUCACGCCUCUGUGCUCCUGGCUCGGGAGCAUCUCUCCGUGCGCAAGCAGUUUGGGGAGCCCCUGGCCAACAACCAGUACCUGCAGUUUGGGCUGGCAGAGAUGGCCACACGCCUGGUGGCAGCGCGGCUGAUGGUGCGCAACGCGGCGCGGGCGCUGCAGGAGGAGCGGGAGGAUGCUCCGGUGCUGUGCUCCAUGGCCAAGCUCUUUGCUACGGAUGCGUGCUUUGAGAUCUGUAACCAGGCUCUGCAGAUGCACGGGGGCUAUGGCUACCUGAAGGACUACGCCGUGCAGCAGUUUGUGCGAGACGUCAGAGUCCACCAGAUCCUGGAAGGUACCAAUGAGGUGAUGCGGAUGAUCGUGGCCAGGAGCCUGCUGCAGGCCUGAAGCCAGGAGCUCUUCUCCAGCCUUAAAAUGCCAUCGUCUGUGACACUCACUCUGUUGCCCUCCCCUGUGCACCAGCUCCCUCCCUGGGAGCGCAGUGGGGAAUAUCCCUGUGGAAACAGCCUUUCUGCCUCACCCUGCCUGGAAGCACACAGCUGGAUGCCCCUCACAUGCUGCCACUCUGUGCCUGGCAGAGCUGCUGUGCCGUGGCUCCUAUUGUGCAGCCUGAGGAUGCCAAUCACAGCAGUGAAUACCAGCCUCUGUGUCCACAUCUCCAUCACGGGCUGCUUGCCACACCAGAGAAACCCCAGGCUCUGCGGAGUCGGGACUGAAACGGGAACGCCGGGCAGAGGUGCAGCCUUAAU
Neopsephotus bourkii (Bourke's parrot) is the source of this 1608-nucleotide messenger RNA. It is a transcript of the gene ACAD8, whose product is annotated as acyl-CoA dehydrogenase family member 8. Gene Ontology annotation, biological process: lipid metabolic process. The transcript has 11 exons. Lineage: Eukaryota; Metazoa; Chordata; Aves; Psittaciformes; Psittacidae. Bases 14 to 1246 code for a protein of 410 amino acids. Gene Ontology annotation, molecular function: flavin adenine dinucleotide binding; acyl-CoA dehydrogenase activity. The record is from RefSeq and is a predicted model, not a curated record.